GGAUGUUUAGUUAGUCAAUUAUAUAUUAGUUUAUCACAAAAAAUUAGAAAGAAAUGCAUUGCAUAAUAGGUUUAACUGAUUUAAGUUGAUUAUAUAGUGUGCUGACAAAUAUUGUGAGGGUACAAAAUAUGUAAUAAUUAAUGAAAGAAGAUUAAACACACCAUAAUCAUUUAUAUAUAAUGAUUUACUAUAAUAUUUUACACUUUAUAUAUUGCAUGGUAAGAUACGUGAGUGACUUAGUACCAUAUCAUUUGCAUAUUAUCACAAAAACAUAAGCAACAUGAUGAUUAAGGCGUUGGAGGAGUGAAAUGGCAAGGGUUUGAAUCCCAUUUGCAUGUGUGCUUUGUGUUUUUUUCAUCCUUUUUUUUCAUUACAUCAAUAUUUUCUAUAUUAUAGCGAUAUUGAUAAAAUAUUGUUGAAGUGUGAGCGAAAUUAUUGACAUCGAUAUUUUAUGAUAUUAUCGAUAUUUUAUAUGAUAUGUGUAUGAAUAUGUUCCGAAAUAUUUGUGAUCUGAAAUAACGAUAAUAUCCUCUAUAUUUCAUCAAUAUUAUCAAUAUUUGGACUAUGGUUCUAACCACGGGCGGAACCAAGUUACCAUGGGCUCUAGCCUAGAUAGCCUUUUUGAAAAUUAAAAUAUAAUAAAUGUAUUUUAAUGUGAUUUUAGAUUAAUUUGCUUGCUCAAUUAAGAAAUAAUCCUUUAGUAAACACACAUGACUUUAACUUUCUACCUUUUUCUAUUUUUUUCCAUUGUUUUUUUUUUUUUGGUUGUCAAUAUUAACGACACUCUUUUCAAUUAGGUAGUACAAAGAGUGGGGUUACUGCGGUUCAUAUGAAGAAUAUGUUUAUAGCAAUUUCUAUUAUUGUCUACAUUGAAAAAGAAUUUGUUGAUAAUAUCGAUUCAUAUACAAUAACAAAAUAUUUCAAUCCUCUCAAGGAUCAUAGGGCACAAUUUGAAUAUGUACAAUUUCAAUUCUGUUGUUGAAUAUAUUUUCAUUUUGAUACUGUUUGUGUUUUUGGGGCAUUUUACAUGUAUUUAUUUUAUGUUAAAAUUUAUUAAAAAUUAGUCAAUAAAAUUAUGAACUAACAGUGAUUUAUAUGCUUUAAUAUAUAUCUUAUUUCUAGAAAAACUAUAAAGGUUCCGUCCUUGGUUCUAACGCCCCGCUAAUUCCAACCAAAACUCCCAAAAUCCCCAAUUACCUGACUGACUCCUCCGUGUCUGGUCUCUGGUCUCUGGUCUCUACACUCUCAGCACUCAGCAGAGAUGUUGUUGCAGUUGCAGAGCCUGCGGGCAUGUUCAGUUGCCGACCGCACUCACGUGAUCCUCCCAUCCUCACGUGUCAUCCGUACGUCGCUCCAUCUCCAUCGUUGGUCAAUUUCUUGUCCGACGACCCGGCCACGUCUCCGAUCACUCCCCACCGUUAGGAGCUGUACCGCCCUCGCAUUCGAUUUCAAAGGUGGAAAAGGAAUGAGUGAGUUUCUUGAUGUUGAACUUAAAGUCCGCGAUUAUGAACUUGAUCAAUAUGGCGUCGUUAACAAUGCUGUUUAUGCAAGUUACUGCCAGCAUGGUCGUCAUGAACUUCUGGAAAGUGUUGGCAUCAGUGCUGAUGCAGUUGCCCGCACUGGUGACGCAUUAGCAUUGUCAGAAUUGUCACUCAAAUUCCUUGCGCCACUCCGAAGUGGAGACAAGUUUGUAAUAAAGGUCAGGCUCUCUGGUUCCUCAGCCGCCCGCUUGUACUUUGAUCACUUUAUUUUCAAGCUGCCAAAUCAAGAGCCUAUCUUGGAAGCAAAGGCCACAGCAGUGUGGCUUGACAAAAGCUAUCGCCCUGUCCGUAUUCCACCGGAGGUGAAAUCUAAAUUUGUUCAAUUUCUUCGUCACGAGGAGUCUAACUGAUUUUCCUGCAACAUGGAGUUGGUGGGAAAGACUCAUUACUACAGCUCCAGUUGGAUAUGUAUCUUGUUUCCCGCUUGCACCAGGGACAUGGAGGAGGAAGAAGAGAUUUCAGUCACAAAUUACACCUUAUCAAAGUUUUUAUUAAUGUCAAAGAUGUAAACAAUUACUUGUAUAGAAUUCAUCAAACUUGUCCGGUCAUAAUCUGUAGGGCGCAAACAAGCAACCUCUUAACAAUUUCCAAUUUAAGAGAAAAGUGGGGGAUGUCUGUGAGAUGAGAUAUUUAUAAGAUUCAUGAUUGGCUUAUGAUUUUAAUUGAAAGGUAA
Prunus dulcis (almond) is the source of this 2214-nucleotide messenger RNA. Its product is annotated as acyl-acyl carrier protein thioesterase ATL3, chloroplastic-like. The transcript is spliced from 5 exons. The record is from RefSeq and is a predicted model, not a curated record. Gene Ontology annotation, cellular component: chloroplast. Gene Ontology annotation, molecular function: fatty acyl-[ACP] hydrolase activity. Bases 1262 to 1891 code for a protein of 209 amino acids. NCBI's taxonomy places the organism in Eukaryota, Viridiplantae, Streptophyta, Magnoliopsida, Rosales, Rosaceae.